Molecule: messenger RNA, 2089 nt
Organism: Amoebophrya sp. A120
Lineage: Eukaryota; Dinophyceae; Syndiniales; Amoebophryaceae
Source: the annotation of a GenBank genome assembly
GGAACGGACCGGGCAAGAUUCUCCGCCACGCGUCCUCGUCGACGAACAUGUUUCGGCCCGACACCAUGUACGAAAUGGUCCGUGUGUAUGGAAGCGUCAGGAUUGAAAUUCUCAAAGUUGAAAUAGUUUGUGAUGCAUAAACUCGAUACCUGUUGGAAGCCCAAUUUCCAAGCGGCGCAUGACAAAUUUGGGUAGAGCCGAAAUCCAGUCUGUAACGCUGCUUGGGUAAGAAAGGCGCUUUAUGUCAUGCUACUUGUUUGGCAGCUCUACUUCUACCCCGCAACAGGCUUACAAUCUGCCCCCCUCGCCUACUCUGCAAGACAGGCACUACCUGGGUUGCAUUUUAUGCAUCGGUUCUGACCCUAUGCCGCUCCGGCCCCUGCGGAGGCUUGCCUCCCCAGCUACGCCGGACAAUGGCAAUGUCGGUGCGGUUGUUUUAGCAUCACAAAUUAUUAUUAUUUCACGUAGUGGCUUCGGUCGGUUUAGCAUCACAAAUUAUUUCAACUUUGACGAUUUCAAUCGUGACGCUUCCAUAGUGUGGGCGGGCUUUUGUUCGGCACCAACCACCCGAUCGACCUGGUACUGCAAGAAAGCGUGUUCUGGAAAAUGGUGGCGCGGGAGCUGUUGCAGCUACGAAUACAUGACGAGGAAGUAAACCGGCGCCAAGAAAGUAAGCAAAUCGUAGCACAAGAUGAACAUCAACACGACAAGGAAAUAGCUCGAACUUCUACUUCUGAAAGAACUAGAACGACAGCACGUACUACAACGAGUCCAUUCGCCCAUUACGAUGCGCUACACGCACGUCUAAUCGCAAAAUACGGGGCGCAGCGAGCAGCGCUGGACUUGCGGCGGUCCACCGUCGAGGAGGCGCACAAAGUGCACAGUGACCUGUUCGUUUUGGCGAGCGACAGGUAUUUCCACCUGUUCAACCUCGAAGAAGAUCCGAAAGGGAUAGAAAAGGAAGGAGAAACAAGAACAGCUGGGACACCGAGUACUGGUGCGACCGACUUAGAUCGCGUUCGUGUUGUGGACGAAAGCGGCGAUGCCGUGUCCCGUGACACCCGUUCGCACCAAGAAAUAGGAGGGCCGCAAAAAGAAGAGUCGGAGUUUCAGCACCAGCCAAUUUUACGCGAGGCACUGUCACACGAGGAAAAGAACAAGGUUCUUUUUGCUAGUAACGCAAACGGAGCAGGUCCUGUACUCCACCAAGGUGGAUCGACACCAACACGAACACGCUUCGCCGGUGUGCCGUUGAAUGUUUUGUCUUGGAAAACGACGUUGAGCCACGUGCGCAAAUCUACGAAGGAGGAGCUUCGCUACGGCCCGUGCUUGCAAAUGCAAAACUGCUUGAAAUUUCCCAGUCUUCCAGCAAACGCCACAAUCGGAACAGUUCCGGCUGGGUAUGACGUUUUCGCGAGCGACCUCGCUUUGGAUUGCAACUCGGGAGCAGGAGGGACGACGUCCUCUGUAACAACUGCGUGGACGGAUCAUCUAGAUCUACUGAAAAAUUUCCCGACCACAAGCGAGGAGGCGAAGAUGCGAAGGCGUGAAGAUCUCACACGGGCGAUGGCCGACAACCGCUGUGCCAGCUAUGAGUUUCUGUACAACACCGCAAUCUCUGGCACUUUUGCAGUAAAUCCAAGUGGUCCCGAUGCGCCAGAGAACCGAAAAGGCAUCGCAACCAACGAGGGCAACGUCGUUUAUCUGUGCCAGCUAUCGAGUGUAAAAGUGUCUGGGUCUGGAAACUUGUGAUGCUGUGUGGCGUAUCAUGAGGAGGCGACAAUUGCUGGCUCAGCAUGACAAGUUUCUGAGCUUCUAGGUGUUGCCUAUUCUGCAUGACAAACUACGUUUCUGCAUGACAGAAAAGUGGGGCUCUUUGCUAAUGUGCAUGACAGACUUAAGAGUCAUGCCAGACAAGCAUGACAAACUUGCAUUCUUCCAGACCCAGACAUUUUUACAUUUGAUACCAGCACCCGCACACCUGCAUUCCCGAGCUUUUGAAUGUCGCGCCAGAAGUGCCACGCGUUGUCGUUUGACCUUGAACCGCAUCAAUAUUCUAGUGCAGAAAAAGGAAUCAAUGAACAAAAUA